This is a messenger RNA of Bombyx mandarina (wild silkworm), 2023 nucleotides long. Its product is annotated as enoyl-[acyl-carrier-protein] reductase, mitochondrial. Gene Ontology annotation, biological process: fatty acid metabolic process. The record is from RefSeq and is a predicted model, not a curated record. Gene Ontology annotation, molecular function: oxidoreductase activity. Lineage: Eukaryota; Metazoa; Arthropoda; Insecta; Lepidoptera; Bombycidae. Gene Ontology annotation, cellular component: mitochondrion.
GUCAUUUUAGUCAUAAUUUCAAUUUUUUAAAAGCCGGUCAAACAAAUUAAAUCUGUAGUAUAAAUUUUCAAAAGGAUUAAUAUGGCAUUGAUUCCCUAUUCUAAAACAUUGUAUUCUGCCUUUAAAUCGUACGCAACUAAUUGUGUAAACAUAAAAGGGGCAGUUCGCAAUUUAACUUCUAAACAGCUGGUGUAUAGCGAAUUCGGCGAUCCAUUGCAUGUUGUAAAGUACAGGGAAUGCCAAGUCCCACCGCUGGGGAGCCAAGAAGUGUUGGUGCGCAUGCUGGCAGCUCCGGUUAAUCCAGCUGACAUAAACACAAUACAAGGAAAGUAUCCUGUGAAAGUAAAUCUACCUUGUGUGCCUGGAAAUGAAGGAGUUGGAAUUGUUGAAGAGGUAGGUAAAGAAGUCAGUAGAAUAUGUCCUGGGAACAAAGUCAUAGUAACUAAACCAGUUCAAGGCACUUGGAGAGAUAUAGCAAUUUUCAAUAAAGAUGUUCUAAGAGUUGUUCCUGAUAAUCUAGGUACUGUAGAAGCAGCUACGCUAACAGUAAAUCCAUGUACUGCCUAUAGAAUGCUGUCAGACUUUAAACCAGUUAAAGACGGCCUUGUUGUUAUCCAAAAUGGAGCUAAUAGUGCGUGUGGACAAAAUGUCAUUCAAAUAUGUAAAGCUUGGGGAAUAAAGAAUAUUAACAUUGUUCGGAACAGGCCAGAAAUAAAUGAACUGAAAAAGUAUUUAGAAUGUCUUGGUGCAACUUAUGUGUUAACUGAAGAAGAAUUGAGAUCAACAAAUAUAUUUAAGGAAAAGAAAAUUAACAAGCCUUCCCUAGCCUUAAAUUGUGUGGGCGGAAAAAGUUCUUUAGAAAUGUUAAGACAUCUACAGCAUUCCGGAUGCAUGGUGACUUACGGUGGGAUGUCCCGAGAUCCUGUGUCAAUACCGACAUCGGCAUUUAUUUUCAAAAAUCUUUCCUUUUUUGGAUUUUGGAUGACUGCUUGGAAUGAAAAAGCUGACCUAGUACAAAAAGAUGAAAUGAUAAAUGAAAUUAUUUCAUUGAUGUGUGAAGCCAAGUUGAAAAGUCCUGUACAUCAAAUGGUUAAAUUUGAAAAUUUUCAAGAAGCUUUACAAAAUGCUCUUACAGUUAAAGGGUUUACAGGAUGUAGAAAUUACUGUCUGCCCAGUUUACCGUCUAUCCCGGGAGAUGAAGGUGUGGGUGAGGUGCUUGAGAUCGGUAGCCAUGUAUGUGCAUGUGAACCUGGUGAUCGUGUAGUGCUUACAUCAAGAUUACUUGGUACAUGGAGGUAUUAUGGUGUUUUUCAUGAAAGAGAUGUUCAUAUCAUAUCUCCAAACAUACCUCUUCCUGAAGCCUCAAUGCUAACAAUAGCCCCAUGUAUGGCAUACAGAAUGAUCAAGGACUUCAGAAAUGUACAACCAGGUCAAACUGUUAUUCAGAAUGCUGCUAACAGUCCAUGCGGUCAAUGCAUUGUGCAAUUGUGCAAAGCUUGGGGAAUUAAUACAUUUAACAUAGUUGCUAAUCAUUAUAAAUACAAAGUUGUCAAAGAUUAUUUGCUGAGUAUAGGAGCCACUGCAGUUUACACUUUAGAAGAAGCUGAAGAAUUGACCAAUUUCAACACAUCACUGUCUAGGCCCGUUUUGGCCCUGAAUUGCAUAGGGGCCAGAUAUGAAAAUGUCAUCCUCAAAUUACUUGAGAGAAAUGGAACAGUUGUUUAUUAUGGUGAUGCAUUUAAUUUGCCCAUUGUAAAACAAUUUUUGAGAUGUGAUGUUGCCUUCCAUAAAUUUCAUUUGUGCGAAUGGGAUGCCAAAGCUACUUGUGUUGAAAAAGAUAUAAUGCUGAACGACAUUAUAAGACUGAUGGUAACUGGAAAAUUUAGGGCACCAGUUUACGUGCCAGUCGAACUAAAGAAUUAUGUUCAUGCAUUUAGAAAUACAGGCCAUUGCGAAGCAUUUUCAACCGUCAACUAUGUGUUUGACUUUACGCUCCCGUAAUUCCCAUUCCCAAAUCAGCUCA